Paramecium sonneborni is the source of this 954-nucleotide messenger RNA. The record is from the annotation of a GenBank genome assembly. Lineage: Eukaryota; Ciliophora; Oligohymenophorea; Peniculida; Parameciidae.
AUGUAGUCCCCUCUUAAUACAAAUGACAGCAUUGGAUAAAACAAUUUUUAUCAAAUGGCUGAUUAUGCAUAAAGUUCAAAUGAAGCAAGCUGCUUAGAUAUAUUAGGUAGCUAGGCUGGAAUUUUUAUUUAAUAGAGAUUCGAAUUUUUUAAGUCAUGAUAGGUAAAUUAGUUAGCCCUAUAAUAAGGGUUUUAGACUCCAAAUGUUUUUAAGGUGUUUGCAGCAAAUGAUUAAGGCGAUUAAAUAGAGCAAAAAGAGUUAUUCAAAUAUAAAGAAAAAUCAUCAACCUGUGCAAGGUUGACAUUAAGGUAUUUUUUCAUUUAAAUUUAGUCCAAAUUUUCGACCAUUUGAAAUGUUUGUUAGUAAUUAUGGAUGCAAAGACUUUUAACCUAAUUCAGAUUAAUUGUUCUAAGAGAACUCUGAUCGUAUCAUUUGGAAAUAUGAUCGAAAAUACACAUGCACCUGUUUUUGUUUGAAUAGGUAUUAAUGGUUUAUUCAUUUAUCAAUUUAGACUACGUUUAGAUGUUUAAUAUGUUGAAAAUGGAUAAAAUAAAAAUUUAGGUUAUAUUGUUAAUCCUUUCUAUUGUUGUCGACUUGGUUGUCAUAUUUAUGAUUUUGAGGAUAAAUUGAAAUAUAUAAUAGAGGCUAGUAUUUGCUAAUGUUAUUUUUGGUGCAGAUGUCCUUGUGGUGAUUAAUGUAAUCAUGUAGAAUUUGAUAUUAAAUCUCCUAAUGGAGAAGUAUAUAUAUAUAUUAAAUGCUUUAUUUAAGGUUGUUGCUCCUAUGAAAAAAAAAGUUAGAGGCUGUUGUCAAAAUUGGGCUGAUUUUGUUGAUAAUAUAAGUGUUGUAUUCCCUUAAAAUGCAUCAAAAGAAGACAAAGCAUUAAUUCUAGCAGCCGCCAUCAUGUUUAAGUACAUGUACUUUGAAAACAAGGAUGGUCCUUAGCCUUCUAAUUGA